GCGGCCAAUCGCAACAUACCCUUUGAUCAUCAUUCGCGACGAUGUUGAGGGCAUCAUCGUCGACUCAGGUUGCGCGGCCCUUGCAGGUCAAGCUCAAACUGCGACGGUCGUUUGCGACAGUGCAGGACCCCCCAAUCCGGCAUUAUGGCGGACUGAAGGACCAAGAUCGCAUAUUCACAAAUGCAUACAGCAGACAUGACCAUGGGCUUCAGGGUGCCCAGUCCCGUGGUGACUGGCAUAGAACAAAAGAUAUCAUUCUCAAGGGCGAUUCGUGGAUCAUUGACACCAUCAAGCACUCUGGUCUUAGGGGUCGUGGAGGUGCGGGUUUCCCAAGUGGGUUGAAGUGGAGUUUUAUGAACAAGCCGGGAUGGGAGAAGGACCCGAGACCGCGCUAUCUCGUCGUUAACGCGGACGAAGGAGAGCCGGGAACUUGCAAGGACCGUGAGAUUCUGCGAGGUGACCCUCACAAGUUGGUUGAGGGAUGUCUCGUAGCGGGCCGCGCCAUGAACGCGACGUCCGCAUACAUCUAUAUCCGUGGAGAGUUCUUCCAGGAAGCGUCACACGUUCAGCAAGCAAUCUCGGAAGCAUACGCUGCGGGGCUUCUCGGCAAGGAUGCGUGCGGCAGUGGAUACUCAUUUGAUGUCUACCUCCACCGUGGCGCGGGCGCGUACAUUUGCGGAGAGGAGACGGCGUUGAUCGAGAGUCUCGAGGGAAAGCAGGGAAAGCCUCGCCUCAAGCCGCCGUUCCCUGCUGAUGUUGGACUCUUCGGUUGCCCGACUACCGUGGCAAAUGUCGAGACAGUUGCUGUCGCGCCGACCAUCUGUAGGCGUGGGGCGGCCUGGUUCGCGUCGUUUGGACGGGAGCGCAACCAGGGCACGAAAUUGUUCUGCAUCAGCGGGCACGUGAACAACCCUUGUGUGGUGGAGGAGGAGAUGAGCAUUCCACUGAAGGAGCUCGUUGAGAAGCAUUGCGGAGGGGUGCGCGGUGGGUGGGACAACUUGUUGGGCAUCAUUCCUGGCGGUAGCUCCGUGCCUGUGCUGCCCAUCAAGAAGUGCGAGGAAGUUUUGAUGGAUUAUGACUCCUUAAAGGAUGCCCAGUCCGGUCUUGGUACGGGCGCCGUCAUCGUCAUGGACAAGAGCACCGAUAUUGUCAAGGCCAUUGCACGUUUCUCUCACUUCUACAAGCAUGAAUCGUGCGGACAGUGCACACCUUGCAGAGAGGGCACCACCUGGAUGAUGAACAUGAUGGAUCGAUUUGUCGAGGGGCGCGGUCACCAGCGCGAGAUUGACAUGCUUCUCGAGCUCACCAAACAAGUCGAAGGCCGCACGAUUUGUGCCCUUGGUGAUGCCGCGGCCUGGCCGAUCCAGGGCCUCAUGCGUCACUUCCGCCCGGAGGUUGAGAAGCGCAUUGCUGCAUUCCGUGGAGAGCAUGGGCCGGUUCUGUUCGGCGGUAGGCUCAAAAGCCAAACCGACCCGUCGCUCGCGCUUCCGGAUAACCUGGGCGCCAACUUGCCAGAGUUGCCUGAGGUGGCCGCGCCAGGAUCGUGAGUGUCUGCUCCGAGAUUGUGAGGAACGUGGUGGGAUGGAGUAAGGUUUGAUAGGUGCUGACUGGCACGUGUGUCCUGGAUGCUGUAAAUGUGGCGGAGGAUGCAUACUUUUUCAACCAUUUUUUUAAUCAAACGUGAACAUUCAUUCAUGUGCGCAUCUAAUCCUGUUGUGCUGAUGUACGCGUUGGUUUGCAUGCUGCCGCAAGAUCCUGCUGAGUCACCCUACAGGCGGCGGCGUUGACCCAGUCCAGGGAGCUGUACUGGAC
Molecule: messenger RNA, 1812 nt
Organism: Laetiporus sulphureus 93-53
Lineage: Eukaryota; Fungi; Basidiomycota; Agaricomycetes; Polyporales; Laetiporaceae
Product: NADH-ubiquinone oxidoreductase
Exons: 7
Coding region: 42-1547 (501 amino acids)
Molecular function (GO): NAD binding; 4 iron, 4 sulfur cluster binding; FMN binding
Source: RefSeq, a predicted model, not a curated record